Meleagris gallopavo (turkey) is the source of this 3085-nucleotide messenger RNA. Lineage: Eukaryota; Metazoa; Chordata; Aves; Galliformes; Phasianidae. The record is from RefSeq and is a predicted model, not a curated record.
AGGGAGAAGUGUAUUUUUUUUUCACUUACAUUGGUAAUUUUACUGAAUGCAGAGGUGCCUGAAGGAUACCAGAUUGUGGUGACUGAUGAAGGUCAUUAAAAGUAGAUUAAUACUGAAGAGUUGCCUUUCCAUUUUGUUAUAUAACUGAUCAGAACUCUGGCUGUGCAUCAUGAUCCCAUUAUGAGCUGGAUCCAGUAGUUCAUUUAAAUGCAAUUCCCUAAAUGAUCAGCAUCAGAGGAAAAGUACCUGUUGUAAUUGCAUUCUCUUAUCUUGGUGACAUAAGUAUGCCCAGCUACCUAAAGUGGUUUCUAUUACAGUCUUUUAUAAUCUGCUCUCCCCAGUCAUUGACCAGCAUUGUCAGAGGGAUCUGUUAGCCUUCAACACAGGAAAUGGUAAACAAUCUGAAACAGUUCAGAUUCGUGCUUGAAAUGUGACAGUGCUUUAAUACAGCAUGCAGGUUCUCGGGUUGAUUAGAAAUGUACUUGUUAAAGAAGAUAAUCCUGGCCACAAGGAACUGGCACUAUGACGUAAGCUAUGCAUCUGUGCUAAAACUUAAGACAUACAUGAAUAUUCUUAUAUUCAAGGGAAUGUUUCACCAAAUUGAGUUUGAUGUGACAUUUCUCUAGACAAACAAGUAAAAUUUGCUCUUAAAAAUAUUCAGAAUUGAUGUAUACAUAGAAUGUAAAAAGCCUUUUACAGUAAAGUCAGCCUAGCAGAUGAAACCUUAUUUCAUAUUUUUAAAGCUCAAUCCAGUUGUGCAUAUCCAUUCAAUAAAUGGCACUAAUAAUAAACUGAGAUUCUAAUUCUGCUCUUCACAUAUGCUUUGAAAUAAAUUCCUUGUACUAACUGAUGAACACCCAUUUUUUAGCUAAAAGAAUAGUACAUGGUCAUCUAAUUGUAAAGUGUGAAGUCAAGGUUUGUAUGUCAGCCCACCCAGGUCAUCUCGUUAAAACUGGAUACUUGUUCUGACAUCUUGAACCUGUCUUUCUCUCUCAUUUUUAGCUGAGUAAUGUCAAUAACCGAAUACCUCCAUGACAUAACAUUUUUCAUCAGUUCAAGUUUUAUAACCACACAGCAUUGGCCAAUGCUACAACGAUCCCUGGUUUGACAGCACUUUCUACUCAUAAUAUCUCAGCACAAAAAAUUACGUCCUUACUUAGUGUUAUGCCAGAAAGGAUAAAAUAAGAUGAGUGGGCCUAUUGGCAACCAGCAAACAUGCUUUUUUUGGAACACUAACUCAGACAUCUUCAAGCUUGUAGAAUUUUGUUCAGAGAAAGGAUUGUAAUAUCAGUUGAGCUAUAAAAUGUUGGCCAUGUGUAAAAUUCUCUACUACUCAACCUACUUCAAAUAAGUGUGCCUAAGUCAUAUCGUCCUUAAAGAGAUUGCCAAGUAGCUCCAAACCUUCACAAUGACUGCUGUAACAGAUUGUGCCUUUCAGCUUCCCUGAGCAACCAUGUUGUCUUACUCAUUCUGCAUGAUUGCAGCAGCAGUUGCUUUAUUAAUGCCUUGCCACGCACAAAACUGUGCAGGAGCUCCUGAGCUACCCAGUAUCCCUGGAGUUAGUGGACUGCCUGGUCUGGGAGGUCUCAACAGAUACUUUGGAGGUCUAUUCCAGCCUUACAGAAAAGAGAAACUUCCUGAACGUCAGUGGUUACAAAGACAGCAAGAUCUGUCUACUUCUUUUGACGAUGAACUCCGCAAUGUUUUACUGAAUCUAAGACAACGACUAUUCCAGCUUGAAGGAGUGCUUGCUUUGAAUGGGAAAAUAACAAAAGUAGGAGAGAAAAUAUUUGCCAGCAAUGGAAAGGAAGUCAAUUUUUCAUCUGCCCUAGAAUCCUGUGAAGAGACUGGAGGAACUCUUGCAACUCCCAUGAAUGAGGAGGAGAAUAAAGCUAUUAUGGGCAUUGUGAAACAGUAUAACCGAUACGCUUACUUGGGUAUUAAAGAGAGUGACACUGCAGGUCAAUUUAAGUACAUGAAUGGCCAACCUCUGAAUUAUACCAACUGGCAACAGUAUGAGCCUAAUGGCAAAGGGACAGAAAAAUGUGUAGAGAUGUACACUGAUGGAAACUGGAAAGACAGAAAAUGCAACCUGUACCGCCUCACAAUCUGUGAAUAUUAGAGAAUAACCUUUCAGGCACCUGAGAACGAACGUGGAGACCAUGAAAUACCCUGUGUUUCAUUCAGACUGAUGCAAUUUCUGCAAUUAUUUUAUGUCAGAAAAUCUAAAAUGAAUCAUAUUACUAGAUAUUUUUAUGCUUAAGAAAAUGCCAAAUAUAGAAGGUGAUUAACUUACUUAAUUAAAAUGUGCUUAAUCUGAUAUACUUGUCUCUCUUUUUGGAGAGCUGAGAGCUCAGAAUUCACUGGUCGCAACAGACUGUCUCUCUCCACUAGGUCUACAUGAAAAUUAGAGGAAAAUUCCAAGGACAGGGUUUGGAUAUCGGAAAAAAACUGAAGAUAAAAUUACCUUUGAUUGAAAACACUGUGAAAACAUAGUGAAAACAUUUCCACGUAUUUCAUAAAUAGCCUUACAGAUCAUGAAUAGAUUUCACUGGACCAAUGAAGGUCUUUGGACUUGAGUAUCUCCUAGAACAAUAAGGCUCUCCUAAAAGCCUUAAGUGACGUGUGUCAUAGUGAAGCAUGUAUUAAUACAUUUAGCGUCCAUAUUUAACCAUCUUUAUAAAAAUACUAACAGUACUGGUAGCAGUUAAUUUUCUUAGUUAAUCAGAAACCACUCUCUGUAAAAUACUGAUAAACAUUGCCUUUGAUUUAUGUAAACGUAUAAAAAGGUACGUAAAACACUAAAAUUGCAUUUUUUUCCUAAAACAUCACAUUCUCUCAUAAAAUUAUGACCAUUGUUGUGUUAAAAGGCCACUUGUCGUCUCCCACAUAACUGAUCAAGCAUAUACUAUUUGAGGGGAGCAGGUAGAAGUUCAAUCAAUUCAAACACAAACUACAUCUCUAUUGAUGUCGUGCCAAUAAACCACAAAGACCACGAUUCAAAUCUCCUAGUAUCGAGAAGGAUUUUUUCAGAAAGUGCUUUUCCUGCCUCUCAGUUUCAGUAGCAGGCUGGGACAGUAAGAAC